GGUCCCUCGUUUUUAAAACGUGCCAACACCGAUAAAUUACGAGAAGUCUUCCUUAAGUACGCCUCAUAUCAAAAGAAUGGUGAACAUUUUAUGACCAGUGAGGAUUUUGUGCGAAAAUUUUUGGGUCUAUUCACAGAUGUUGCAUUUAAUGAUGAAUCAGUGCGUUUAUUAGCUGGUAUUGCCGAUACCAGUAAAGAUGGUCUUAUAUCAUUCUCAGAAUUUCAAGCUUUCGAAGGUCUAUUGUGCACACCAGACGCUUUAUAUAAAACAGCUUUUCAAUUAUUCGAUCGCCAAGGAAAUGGAACAGUGUCUUAUGCUGAUUUUGCUGAAGUCGUACAAAAAACCGAGCUACAUUCAAAAAUACCCUUCAGUUUAGACAGUCCGUUUAUCAAAAGAUAUUUUGGUGAAAAAAAACAACGUUUAAUUAAUUACGCUGAAUUUACUCAAUUACUUCAUGAUUUCCAUGAAGAAUAUGCGAUGGAAGCAUUCCGUAGCAAAGAUCCAGCUGGUUCUGGAUAUAUUUCCCCCUUAGAUUUUCAAGAUAUUAUGGUUAAAGUGAAAAGGCAUUUACUCACAGCCGAUGUUAAAGAUAAUUUGGUAGCGGUCACCGAAGGCCAUAAGGUAAGCUUUCCAUAUUUUAUGGCUUUCACGUCGUUACUAAAUAAUAUGGAAUUGAUAAAACGCAUCUAUUUACAUGCUACACAAGGUAAUCGCACAGAGCCCGUUACCAAAGAUGAACUAUUGUUUGCCGCUCAGACAAUGAGUCAAAUAACCCCAUUGGAAAUUGAUAUAUUAUUCCAAUUGACGGGGGCAUUGCAACAGUCGGGUCGCAUAGUUUAUAGCGAUUUAAGCAUUAUCGCUCCAGAACAUUAUACAAAGCAUAUCACCACAAGAUUGGCCGAAAUUAAGGCAGUCGAAAGUCCAGCAGAUCGAUCAGCAUUUAUACAGAUUUUGGAGAGUACCUAUCGUUUUACAUUGGGUUCAUUGGCUGGUGCCGUUGGUGCCACUGUCGUCUAUCCCAUCGAUUUGGUAAAGACACGUAUGCAAAAUCAACGCACAGGCUCAUUUAUUGGUGAAGUGGCCUAUCGAAAUUCCUGGGAUUGUUUUAAAAAGGUUAUCCGUCACGAAGGUGUCUUAGGUCUAUAUCGUGGUCUAUUGCCACAAUUAAUGGGUGUAGCGCCCGAAAAAGCCAUUAAAUUGACUGUCAACGAUUUGGUGCGUGAUAAAUUUACCGAUAAACAAGGUGUCAUCCCCCGAUGGGCUGAAGUUUUGGCCGGUGCAUGUGCUGGUGGCUCACAAGUGGUAUUCACAAAUCCCUUGGAAAUUGUUAAAAUUCGUUUACAAGUUGCUGGUGAAAUUGCUGGCGGUGGUAAAGUUCGUGCCUUAUCCGUUGUCCGUGAAUUGGCCU
Musca vetustissima is the source of this 1408-nucleotide messenger RNA. RefSeq names its product calcium-binding mitochondrial carrier protein Aralar1. The record is from RefSeq and is a predicted model, not a curated record. NCBI's taxonomy places the organism in Eukaryota, Metazoa, Arthropoda, Insecta, Diptera, Muscidae. The annotation marks the transcript as partial. Gene Ontology annotation, molecular function: L-glutamate transmembrane transporter activity; L-aspartate transmembrane transporter activity; calcium ion binding. The transcript is spliced from 9 exons. Gene Ontology annotation, biological process: L-glutamate transmembrane transport; malate-aspartate shuttle; aspartate transmembrane transport.